This is a messenger RNA of Xiphophorus maculatus (southern platyfish), 987 nucleotides long. RefSeq names its product trace amine-associated receptor 13c-like. Gene Ontology annotation, cellular component: membrane. The transcript is spliced from 2 exons. The coding region runs from base 1 to 987 and encodes 328 amino acids. Gene Ontology annotation, biological process: G protein-coupled receptor signaling pathway. The record is from RefSeq and is a predicted model, not a curated record. NCBI's taxonomy places the organism in Eukaryota, Metazoa, Chordata, Actinopteri, Cyprinodontiformes, Poeciliidae. Gene Ontology annotation, molecular function: trace-amine receptor activity.
AUGGAGAUCCAAGACAGAACUGAUCUCUGUUUCCCACAUCUCCUCAACAGCUCUUGCAGGAAGCCCACACUUCACUGGUCUGAAGCCGUUCUCCUGAACUCUGUGCUGCUCUUCAUCUCACUGAUCACUGUAGUGCUCAACCUCCUCAUCAUCAUCUCAGUCUCACACUUCAGGCAGCUCCACACUCCUACAAACAUCCUCCUCCUCUCUCUGGGUGUUUCAGACUUUUUUGUUGGUCUCCUGCUGAUGCCUUUUGAAAUCUACAGAUUUACAUUCUGCUGGUUUCUUGGAGACACCAUGUGUGUUUUUUUGUUUUUUUUGAUUGGUACCAUCAUCUGUGCUUCAAUCUGGAACAUUGUCCUGAUAUCAGUCGACCGCUAUGUAGCCAUUUGUUACCCUCUGCAUUACCCCACCAGAAUCUUGUUGACAAGAGUCAAAUAUUGUGUUUGUCUGUGUUGGUUCUGUGCUUCUUCCUGCAGCUUUGUCUAUUCAAAUGAUGUGAUGGUUCAGUCUGGCAGGAGUAAAUCCUGCAUUGGAGAAUGUAAAUUUAUCAUAAGCUACAUUCCAGGAACAUUUGACCUCGUUUUUAAUUUCAUACUUCCAGUAACAACCAUCAUAGUUCUGUAUUUGAGAGUAUUUGUGGUGGCUGUGUCUCAGGCUCGUGCCAUGCGCUCUCACAUUACAGUCGCCUCGUUUCAUUCAGCGACAUCAGGAACAAAGAGAUCAGAGUUAAAAGCAGCCAGGACUCUGGGGGUUCUAGUUGUUGUAUAUCUAAUGUGUUACUGUCCAUAUUACUGUUACUCUAUAGUUGGGAUUAGUUUAACUAAUACCCCUUAUUCAUUUUCUUUGUUUUUCCUUGGCUAUGUUAACUCUUGUUUAAACCCUGUGAUCUACGCCCUGUUCUAUCCCUGGUUCAGAAAAGCUGUUAAAGUCAUUGUUACUCUACAGAUACUGCAGCCUGGCUCACAUGAGGCCAAGCUGCUGUGA